This is a messenger RNA of Pan troglodytes (chimpanzee), 893 nucleotides long. It is a transcript of the gene CALCA, whose product is annotated as calcitonin related polypeptide alpha. Gene Ontology annotation, molecular function: calcitonin receptor binding; hormone activity. Gene Ontology annotation, cellular component: extracellular region. The transcript is spliced from 4 exons. Bases 168 to 593 code for a protein of 141 amino acids. NCBI's taxonomy places the organism in Eukaryota, Metazoa, Chordata, Mammalia, Primates, Hominidae. The record is from RefSeq and is a predicted model, not a curated record. Gene Ontology annotation, biological process: adenylate cyclase-activating G protein-coupled receptor signaling pathway; regulation of cytosolic calcium ion concentration.
UAAGAGCAGUCGCUGGCGCUGGGAGGCAUCAGAGACACUGCCCAGCCCAAGUGUCGCCGCCGCUUCCACAGGGCUCUGGCUGGACGCCGCCACCGCCGCUGCCACCGCCUCUGAUCCAAGCCACCUCCCGCCAGGUGAGCCCCGAGAUUCUGGCUCAGAGAGGUGUCAUGGGCUUCCAAAAGUUCUCCCCCUUCCUGGCUCUCAGCAUCUUGGUCCUGUUGCAGGCAGGCAGCCUCCAUGCAGCACCAUUCAGGUCUGCCCUGGAGAGCAGCCCAGCAGACCCGGCCACGCUCAAUGAGGACGAAGCGCGCCUCCUGCUGGCUGCACUGGUGCAGGACUAUGUGCAGAUGAAGGCCAGUGAGCUGGAGCAGGAGCAGGAGAGAGAGGGCUCCAGCCUGGACAGCCCCAGAUCUAAGCGGUGCGGUAAUCUGAGUACUUGCAUGCUGGGCACAUACACGCAGGACUUCAACAAGUUUCACACGUUCCCCCAAACUGCAAUUGGGGUUGGAGCACCUGGAAAGAAAAGGGAUAUGUCCAGCGACUUGGAGAGAGACCGUCGCCCUCAUGUUAGCAUGCCCCAGAAUGCCAACUAAACUCCUCCCUCUCCUUCCUAAUUUCCCUUCUUGCAUCCUUCCUAUAACUUGAUGCAUGUGGUUUGGUUCCUCUCUGGUGGCUCUUUGGGCUGGUAUUGAUGGCUUUCCUUGUGGCAGAGGAUGUCUCAAACUUCAGAUGGGAGGAAAGAGAGCAGGACUCACAGGUUGGAAGAGAAUCACCUGGGAAAAUACCAGAAAAUGAGGGCCGCUUUGAGUCCCCCAGAGAUGUCAUCAGAGCUCCUCUGUCCUGCUUCUGAAUGUGCUGAUCAUUUGAGGAAUAAAAUUAUUUUUCCCCAAAGA